AGCCUCUCCUCUUAGCCAGUUCUCAAGUUAAUUCUCGGGGGUUCAAAAUUCAUCGGGAUCCCAUUCUCUCAGGUUCCUUUGGCUGCCCGAUCCUUGAACUUUUCUUUUCCUCCUCCCUUUCUCCUCUCCUCCUACUCCUACUCCUUCUCCUCCUCCAUACUCGUUACCUUCAGGCAUUGCAUUGCAUUCGCCGUUCACUGUGUUCAGUUUUGCUUGUUGAGAACGAAAGCCUUUGGGAAACUCCAACGGCUUUUACUCGACAUCUGAUUAGCUGCGCGCAACCUCGAAAAGCGAAAAGCGACAGGGGAAUCUUUGCUUAACUUUUUUGAUUUGAUUUGGAUCUCGAUUGAACCUUGCAUCGCUAUAUCUUCCCACCGAAAGUUUCCUCCCCACGUUACGAGGACAAUUCAGAGCUCAGGUACAUUAUCUGACCUGAUCUCUACCAACGCAACGCAGCUCAACUCAAUUCCCUGAUCUCUUGCUCUCCCCCAAAUUUCCAUCUUUUUGUGGCCUCCGACUCCGACCUGCGGACCCCUCCCUCCUUCCGCCCACAGCAGCAGCAGCCAGCCACAGCUCAACGCCUCCCUACCACGGACCUGGUCUAAAGAUAAGACAAAGGGCACAGCAUCCUCUUACACGAGACGAAGCGAGAACUGCACGAGGAUACAUCAUUUCUGCCACGGGCGCUCAACAAUGAGCGACCAUCCAGUCAUGCAGGUCGAGGACAAGAUCGUCCCCGGACCUUCUGUCACCAGCAACGAGACAGCUGUAGAGGAGACAGUCAUUCGACAAGAUGUGACUGUCAUCACAACAACAGACGAGGCUAGAGGCCCCAAUUCAGCCUUGAGCAGUACCGCCAAUCCCACUUCACCAACCACUGCUGCCCCGCGACCACGACUCAAGAAGGACAACAGCACGCCCAACAUGAACGGGCCACUCUACAUGCAGACUGCCGGGAACAAGACAGUGCUUGUCCGCCGACUUAAGCGCAAGGAGGAGAGCACCUGGAAGCAUCUCUCGCGCUGGUUUGUCGAGAACCAAAUCGGCCUCUCUUUUAACCUCCUCGCUCUCAUCUUCCUCGCCCAGACUUUCAUCCCCAAAGCUCGAGAACACACCCACAAAUUCUUCCACCUCAGCUACUACAGCUCUCAAUCCGGCCAGUAUCGCAUCGGUUACGAUGAUGCUUAUUUCAUCACCUUCUGCGUUAUUCUCUUCACCGGUCUUCGCGCCGCCACCAUGGAAUACGUUCUUGCACCCAUUGGUCGACUCCAGGGCAUCAGCAACCGCAAGAACCUGACCCGAUUCAGUGAGCAAGCUUGGCUUAUGGUGUACUAUACUGUUUUCUGGCCCUGGGGCGUGUACAUUUAUUGUACUUCCCCUCACUACAUGAGCAUGGAGAAUUUCUGGACCGACUGGCCUAACCGCGAGCUCGACGGACUCAUGAAGGCCUAUCUCCUCUGCCAGUGGGCUUUCUGGCUGCAGCAGAUGAUUGUUAUUAACAUUGAGGAGCGCCGUAAGGACCAUUGGCAGAUGUUUACCCAUCACAUUGUCACCACCGCUCUUAUCUUCGCUUGCUACACUUACCACCACACCCGUGUCGGUAACUUCAUCCUGGUUAUCAUGGAUGUUGUUGAUCUGUUCCUCCCUCUCGCCAAGUGCCUCAAGUAUUGCGGUUUCAAGAAAGUCUGUGAUGUCAUGUUUGGCCUCUUUGUAGUUUCGUGGUUCAUUGCUCGCCAUGUCCUAUACAUUGCGGUCUGCUGGUCCAUCUACUCAGACACUCCCCGUAUCAUGCCAACUGGUUGCUUCAAGGGGAACAACGAGAAUAUGAUUGGUCCCAUCGACCCUCCAGCCGGCUGGAAAUAUCUGGUCGACCCUUUCAUCAACCCUGAAGGCCUUGUUUGUUAUAAUGAGACGAUCAAGUGGAGUUUCCUUGCUCCCCUCCUCUUCCUCCAAGUCAUCACCAUCGGCUGGUUUACCAUGAUCGUUCGCGUCAUUAUCAAGGUCCUGAAGGGAGGCGAUGCUGAAGAUGUCCGAAGUGACGACGAGGGUGGCGAAGAGGAGGAGGAAGAGGAGUUUGUCUACGAAGAGGCACAGCCCCUGGAGGAGGAGGUUGGCGUCGAAGAGCUCGACCUCCGAAACUGGGAGCGACGAUCAGGCGUUAAGAAACAAGCCAGCAGUUCAGGAGUCAGCCUCCCUGGCCACAGUGAUCGAAAGGAGUUGUUAGGUCGUAUUGGCUGCGAGAAGCAGGUCGACUAGACGAAGCUAUGUGUUGGGAGUUUAACGGCAUUUUUCUCGUUCCACAUCCGAGUGAUGCUCACAUUUUUGAACCUUUUUUCCACUUUUAUGUUUUGGGCUUGCAUUUAUGGGAGGAGAUAUCUUGCCCGCUGUCUUGAUCACAACGACUUGGUAGAUGGGAGCUAACGAAAAAUAACCGAGGCCAGGAACCUCGUAGGGUCUGCAUUGGAGAGCUCCGCUAAAGAAUAGACGGCCGCCAUUAGAGACGACGAUUGCUUCUUUGCAACGAAGAUAAAAAAGAGUCCUUUUUUGACGAUUUCUAAAGGCUUUGGAUGGGAACACUUGAUCAUCUGUCUGCUUGGCUUUUCAAGAGAAGAAAGAUAGCCCAUUUGCGAAUGAUACCUCGAUUAUAACGCUGUCAAUGCAAUGAAUUACUUUAAUUGAACCUUUCAUCACUGCGCCGCCUUGUUGUCCUCGUCACCGAGUAUUUCCUUCGCAUAGUCCUUUAACUUGUACUUCUGCACCUUUCCACUUGGUGUCUUGGGAUACUCAUCGAUCCAGAACACAUACUUGGGUACGAGAUGCUUGGACAGCUUUGUCGCAACCCAUUGUCUUAACCCGUCCCUUGACAAAGUCCCUGGCUCUUCAGCGUUUGCUUUAUCAAUGGGCGCCUCCUCUGUAUCUUUCAUAUGAUCUAGAGGUGUCCAUCCUCGCGCAGGGAUAACAAAUGCAGCGACUGCUUCGCCAUAUCGCUCAUCAGGGACACCCACGACGCUGGCUUCUCGCACACCCUCAUGCGUGAGAAGACAAUCCUCCACUUCUAGCGGGUGAAUGUUCUCUCCGCCACGGAUGAUGAGGUCCUUGAUUCGGCCAGUGAUCUGCACGUAGCCUUGUUCGUCCAUCUCGGCUUCAUCACCAGAGUACAUCCAUAUUGUUCCGUCUUCCGGAUCCGGUUUGCGGACCUCAGCUGUUCGAGCCUCAUCCCCAUGGUAGCCCUCCAUGACAAGAUAACCCGCCGCAGCAAGCUCGCCUCGUUCUCCGAUGGGGAGGAUCUUGCCGUGAUCGAGGGGAUCUACAAUCUUGACGCCUGUGUGAGGCAUGACGCGGCCUAUGGAUGAGGUUCGUUUUUCGAAAGGAUCCGAGGGGCUGGUCAUGCAGCUCACAGGAGCUGUCUCGGUCUGGCCAUAGCAGAUAACUAGAUCCUGGAGACCAAGACGUUCGUAUAAAGUGUUCAUAAGAGAGGGAGGGACGCUGCUGCCAGCAGCAAUGCCCUUGCGUAGGUGACGAGGUGGUUGUGAGACGACAUUGCCUCGAUCCAGGGCCUCAAGAACAGCAACGAACAUGGUAUUUACACCAUAAAGACCCGUAGCUUCAUGGUCGACACACAUGCGAAGAGUAGCCUCAGGGUCAAACGCAGGGCUGGGGAAAAGAAUACCAGCGCCUGUCGUAGCCGUAGCCAUGUAUCCCAGCACGCAGCCGAAGCAGUGAAAUAGCGGGGGAGGGACCACGAUACGAUCAUCGGCGUGAAGACCCAUUCGAUGCGCUAUCAAAGCACCGUUGUUGAGAAUUGCGCGAUGUGAGAGCAUGGCUGCUUUGGGGAGCGAGGUCGUGCCCGAUGUGAAUUGGAUGUUGAUGACAUCGCUUGGUUUCAGAGGGGAGUCUGGCUUUACUGUAUGAACUGAGCCGUCGACUAGAGAUUGGUAGGGAGUGAAGGCCUGGCAUGAUUUGAGGUCGAAUUUGAUAUCUGGAUGGCUCGCCAGGUUGUCUAGCACCACAACGUUACGCAAAGAGGGGACCGUCUCGCUCUGGAUCUUGGACGUGGAUACAUCUCCCACAAUGCUCUGGAGCAAGUGCUGGUUACUUCGGCCUCUUCCUGGCUUGUAAGCCAGGUCCGUUACAGCGCCGAUGAUGAGCGUUUCCACAGAUAGAUGCUUCAGCGCUGCGGCUACUUGUUGCUCAUUGAAGCCUGGGUUCAGCGGCACGAGAAUAGCACCAAGUUUGAAGCAGGCGUAUGUUAAAGCUGCGAAUUCAGGGCCAUUGCCGAGAGAUACGGCCACGCAGUCUCCCUUUCGCACGCCGAGUGAAGAGAGAGAAUGUGCGAGGCUGUUGGAUAACGAGUCAAGGGCGUAGUAUGUUAGUGUUGACUCAUGGAAAUUAGGGCCUGGAGAACGGGCGAUGACAGCCUCGCGAUCUCCGU
Molecule: messenger RNA, 4432 nt
Organism: Fusarium odoratissimum NRRL 54006
Lineage: Eukaryota; Fungi; Ascomycota; Sordariomycetes; Hypocreales; Nectriaceae
Exons: 4
Coding region: 694-2256 (520 amino acids)
Biological process (GO): ceramide biosynthetic process
Cellular component (GO): membrane
Molecular function (GO): sphingosine N-acyltransferase activity
Source: RefSeq, a predicted model, not a curated record